AGCAGUUGAUCAAUCGGCUAAGAAAGAUGCAGAUCUUUGUUAAGACCCUGACCGGGAAGACGAUCACGCUCGAGGUGGAGAGCAGCGAAACCAUCGACAAUGUCAAGGCCAAAAUCCAGGACAAGGAAGGCAUCCCUCCGGAUCAGCAGCGCUUGAUCUUCGCGGGGAAGCAGCUGGAGGACGGGCGCACCCUGGCCGACUACAACAUCCAGAAGGAGUCGACGCUGCACCUGGUGCUCCGCCUGCGGGGCGGCAGCCGCGGCCAGUACAUCAUCAUGGACCCCAGCCUCCUGCAGCUCGCCCUCAAGUACAAGGAGAAGAAGAUGAUCUGCCGCAAGUGCUACGCGCGCUUGCCCCGCGGCACCACCAACUGCCGCAAGAAGAAGUGCGGACACAGCAACGAGAUCAGGGCCAAGAAAAGGUUCCUCGACAAGCAUAUCAUGUGAAGAAGAAGAAGAAGAAGCACAAGGCCUAUAUAUCCACCGCCCUCCAAUAUGACGUGUUAUAUAGUAGUAGCAGUAGUAGUAGUGUAGUAUUUUCUAUGGCAACACAGUCUUUUAAGUCUUACUAGGUUUUAAGCCAUGCAAACUACUCAAAGCAAAGCAACGUCAACAAGUAGGAGUAGUAUAUUUAGUCCGCAUGGAUUGGAUGUGUAAUGAUGAUAAUUUAUUAAAUGGCCGGGUU
Triticum dicoccoides is the source of this 684-nucleotide messenger RNA. Its product is annotated as ubiquitin-like. The coding region runs from base 27 to 446 and encodes 139 amino acids. The record is from RefSeq and is a predicted model, not a curated record. Gene Ontology annotation, cellular component: ribosome. Gene Ontology annotation, molecular function: protein binding; structural constituent of ribosome. Gene Ontology annotation, biological process: translation. The transcript is spliced from 2 exons. Lineage: Eukaryota; Viridiplantae; Streptophyta; Magnoliopsida; Poales; Poaceae.